AUUAAGAUAAUCUACAGACUGAGACUACAGUCACACAGAGAGGACAGCUGCUGGGAACACUGGAAACACUGGAAACCACAAAUUGAACGAGUGUUUUACAACAACAGAGACUCAAAGAGGAAGUAAGUUCCAGAGAACAGGGAGUGGCUGAGCUGUUUGUCUGUGUGUUUCCUCUCAGAGACUAAAUGGCGUCCAGACUAGAGGAAGAACUCUGCUGUCCGGUCUGUCAGGACGUCUUUAAAGAUCCUGUGAUCCUGACGUGUCACCACAGCUUCUGUAGAGACUGUCUGCAGAGCUGGUGGACGGAGAAAGACACCAGAGAGUGUCCGGUCUGUAAGAGGAAAGACUCAAAGGAAAUAUUACCUCCUAACUUUGCUUUGAAGAGCGUGUGUGAGGCCUUCUUACAGGAGAGAGAUCAGAGAGCUUCAGAGGCUCUCUGCAGUCUGCACUCUGAGAAACUCAAACUCUUCUGUCUGGACCAUCAGCAGCCAGUGUGUCUCGUCUGCAGAGACUCAGAAAAACACUCCAACCACAGAUUCAGACCCAUCGAUGAAGCUGCACAACAACUCAAGAAGGAACUUCAGGAAACUCUGAAACCUUUAAAGAAGAAGUUAAAGAGUUUUACAGAAGUUAAAGUGAAGUUUGAUCAAACAGCAGAACACAUUCAGGUCCAGGCCCGACGCACAGAGACGCAGAUUAAGGAGCAGUUUAAGAAGCUUCACCAGUUUCUAGAAGAGGAAGAGGAGGCCAGGAUGGCUGCACUGAGGGAGGAAGAGGAGCAGAAGAGUCAGAUGAUGAAGGAGAAGAUGGAGGCUCUGAGCAGAGAGAUAGCAGCUCUUUCAGACACAGUCAGAGCCACAGAGGACCAGCUGAGAGCUGAACACGUCUCAUUCCUGCACAACUACAAGGCUGCAGUGGAAAGAGUCCAGCAGCGCCCCCUGCUGGAGGAUCCACAGCUGCCCUCAGGAGCUCUGAUAGACCAGGCCAAACACCUGGGCAACCUGGCCUUCAACAUCUGGAACAAGAUGAAGGACAUGGUCUCCUACAGCCCUGUUGUUCUGGACCCAAACACUGCUGGUAAAAACCUCCUCCUGUCUGAAGAUCUGACCAGUCUGAGACGAGGAGAGGAACAGCAGCUUCCUGAUAAUCCAGAGAGGAUUGAUGAUGGUUACUGGUCUGUUCUGGGCUCUGAGGGCUUUAACUCAGGGACUCACAGCUGGGACGUCCAGGUUGGAGACAGUAAAUGCUGGUAUCUGGGUGUGUUACCAGAGUCUGCCCCGAGGAAGAGAGACAUAAUGUCUGGACGUUGGGUAGUAUGGUUCUCUGGUGGUAAAUACAGAGCAUGCUCUCCAUCACAUCCAGUCUCUGUUCUCCCAGUCCAGAAGAACCCUCAGAGGAUCAGAGUGAAUCUGGACUGGAACAGAGGAACGCUGUCGUUCUCUGAUGCUGACACCAACACACACAUACACACCUUCACACACACUUUCACUGAGACGAUGUUUCCAUAUUUUUGGACUAACUUUGAUCUGAAGGUUUCACCAGUGAAAGUCUCUGUGACUGUAGAACACAGUCAUUAAUAAUUCACCGCUUCAUUCUUGUUCAGUCCGGAUCAGUUUGAUCCAGUCCGGUCCGGUCUGGUGUGAUCCGGUCCUGUCUAAACCUGAUUUAGACUGGUGGUUCCAGUGUUCAUGUGUCACUGGGUUUGAAUCUGUCAUGUGACUCGGUGACGUCAUGAUUGGCGGCUGUAGCUGGCUCCU
This is a messenger RNA of Centropristis striata (black sea bass), 1757 nucleotides long. Its product is annotated as nuclear factor 7, ovary-like. NCBI's taxonomy places the organism in Eukaryota, Metazoa, Chordata, Actinopteri, Perciformes, Serranidae. The record is from RefSeq and is a predicted model, not a curated record. The transcript has a single exon. Bases 186 to 1577 code for a protein of 463 amino acids. Gene Ontology annotation, molecular function: ubiquitin-protein transferase activity; zinc ion binding; protein binding. Gene Ontology annotation, biological process: protein ubiquitination.